Oryzias melastigma (Indian medaka) is the source of this 1523-nucleotide messenger RNA. RefSeq names its product mesencephalic astrocyte-derived neurotrophic factor (gene manf). Lineage: Eukaryota; Metazoa; Chordata; Actinopteri; Beloniformes; Adrianichthyidae. The record is from RefSeq and is a predicted model, not a curated record. The coding region runs from base 135 to 677 and encodes 180 amino acids. Gene Ontology annotation, biological process: neuron projection development; dopaminergic neuron differentiation. The transcript is spliced from 4 exons. Gene Ontology annotation, cellular component: endoplasmic reticulum.
CGCGGCGUUUGUUGAUGACGUCAGUCGGGAAGCUGCUGUGCUGAGGCGUCGCGUGCGCACCGGCAGACUGACGGCUCCGAAGCGUUCCCGUUCCGCAGCUCCGAACCGCGGUUCCGUCUCCACUCUGACCCGAAAUGCUGCGCUUGGCGGGCUUCUCGGUGGCGCUCGCGCUCGCCUUGCUUCCAGGUGGAGGUGAAGCCUUGAAGGAAGGAGAAUGUGAAGUGUGCGUCUCCUUCCUGGAUAAGUUUUAUCAGUCGCUGAAGGACGGCGGCUCCAGCUUCAGCAGUGCAGACAUCGAGAAGGCGCUCACCAAAAGCUGCAGUGAAGCCAAAGGGAAAGAGAACCGCUUUUGUUACUACAUUGGAGCGACCAGUGAUGCAGCGACCAAGAUCAUCAACGAGGUGUCCAAGCCUCUCAGCUACCAUGUUCCAGUGGAGAAAAUCUGUGAGAAGCUCAAAAAGAAGGACAGCCAGAUCUGUGAGCUGAAAUACGACAAACAGCUGGACCUGAGCACGGUGGACCUGAAGAAGCUGAAGGUGAAAGAUCUGAAGAAGAUCCUGGAGGAGUGGGGCGAGUCCUGCAAAGGAUGUGCGGAAAAGUCCGACUUUAUUCGCAAAAUCACCGAGCUGAUGCCCAAGUACGCUCCUGCAGCAGCCGGCGCACGGACAGACCUGUAACCACCCGCGAGCGAGCGCCGUUUGUCUGACAUGUACAUCAGUCGUAAACUCACCUGAGCAGCGGUCCCGUUCAGACCGACCGCUAGACCUCGCGGUGAGGGACGUUUGUAGCUCUGCGGCUGGACUCUGCGGACCUCUGGACGCUUCGUAAACGUUUGUUGUUGCUCUUUCUUGUUUUGGUGACGUUUGCAUUCUUUACUGUGUAUUCAGCAGCCGGAGGCCAAACUCUCCAGGAGACUCCGACUGGAUUAAAACAAAGUUCAUCUGGUAGAUAUUUAUUGAGCUGCUGGUGAUCCUGCAGGAAAUGUCCUUUAGUGAACAGCUGGAGCGUCUCGUCCACGUAAUCGUGUCCUACUCGGGCGGGGGGGUCUGUCUGCAUGUAAAAACCAGUGAGACGUCAUUCUGCUACAAUGCAGGAGGAAGCUAGAGAGGUUGGAAUUACAGUGUUGGUACUGAACACCAUCGCCACACGGUCAGAAGAGUCACAGUGCAAAGAGCUGAGACGGGUUCUUGAGCGCAGACGCUUCAAAUCCAGGUUUGCACCAAGACCCUGAACCCUUCAGCCACUAACGUUUAGGUCAAAUGUUCACGAAGAGUUUAAAAUCAUCCCAUUUUCAGUGAUCCAAAGGCGAGCUCCUCUCACGUCACCAUUUAUCCAGAGGAAGCUCGCACUGCCUUCUGGGAAUGGGGACGAGGACCUGGAAACACGGUUCACCUGGACGGCUUUGACACCUUUUUGACUAAGUCUCUUAUUUUGAAACUGAACUGUAAAACCUGCAGGAGGAACGAUUGCUGGAGUCAUUUGUACAGCUGUUCAACUUUUUCAUUAAAACAUGAAAAACUGGA